Megalobrama amblycephala (Wuchang bream) is the source of this 1670-nucleotide messenger RNA. It is a transcript of the gene smug1, whose product is annotated as single-strand-selective monofunctional uracil-DNA glycosylase 1. The transcript has 3 exons. The coding region runs from base 128 to 973 and encodes 281 amino acids. Gene Ontology annotation, biological process: base-excision repair. Lineage: Eukaryota; Metazoa; Chordata; Actinopteri; Cypriniformes; Xenocyprididae. The record is from RefSeq and is a predicted model, not a curated record. Gene Ontology annotation, molecular function: oxidized pyrimidine nucleobase lesion DNA N-glycosylase activity; single-strand selective uracil DNA N-glycosylase activity.
UCCACACUCAGGCGCUGGCGGUAAUGCACCAUAGAGCUGGUUUGCAAAAAGAAAAAGUAGAAGAAGAAGAUCCCAGUAUGCAUCGCGGUCCGAUCGCGCUUUUGUUGCCGGAAAACCCUUUGGAAGAAUGCAAUCACAGCCCGAUAUUGAGAGGUUGGAAAAUGGAGAUGCAUCUCAGGGAGAAGAUCCCACCGGUCUUCCUGUCCCGGCUGCUGACCACUUUUUUAAUAGCUCUACAGUUGCUUCAAGGUUCCUGCAGGCUGAACUGGAGCUGAAUGCACGGUUACGGACACUGUCGUUUGGAAAACCGGUGCGAUACACGUACAACCCGCUUGAGUAUGCCUGGGACACACACCGAUGCUACGUGGAGACGUACUGUCAGGACGGACAGAGCGUUCUCUUUCUGGGCAUGAACCCGGGGCCGUUUGGCAUGGCACAAACAGGGGUUCCAUUUGGUGAGGUAAAAGCAGUUCGCAAUUGGUUGAAGAUCACUGGAACGGUCGGGCGUCCAGCAGACGAGCACCCAAAGCGCCGAAUCACAGGCCUCGACUGUACUCAGAGUGAAGUGAGUGGAGCCCGUUUCUGGGGCUUCUUCCAAGAGCUCUGCGGUGAAACGCACAACUUCUUCCGCCACUGUUUUGUGCACAACUUGUGCCCUCUCAUCUUUAUGAGUGAGUCUGGCAAGAACCUGACCCCACCUGAACUCCCGGCUGCGGAGCGUGAUGCCCUUUUGUCCUGUUGUGAUAGCGCUCUUUGUCAGGUAGUCACUGCACUGGGUGUCUCAAUGGUGAUCGGAGUGGGCAAACUCGCUGAGCAACGUGCUCGACGCGCGCUUUCAGAAGCAGGUAUCACAGUGAGGGUGGAGGGGAUCAUGCAUCCGUCCCCUAGAAACCCACUGGCUAAUAAAGGUUGGGCAAACAUAGCUCGAGAUAAACUGGAUAAUCUGGGGGUGUUAAGUUUGCUUACCAGAUGAUGAUGAUGAUGAUGAUGAUGACGGCUACUACCUCAUACGCAUUUUAAAAUUCACCCAGCAAUGCUUUUGAACCUUGCUAUUUCCAUUUUAAAUUACUUCAUGAAAUGAGACAUCGAUGGGAGAGGUCAUGUAUAAAACAACAGAUGUUAUGCCCAUUAAUAGAGUACUUUAUCACUUUAUUUUAUUUUUUUAUGCGUAAUAUUUAUCAGUGUGUGUGUGUGUGUAUAUAUGUCUAGAAUUUCUAGAAAAGUUCUUUUGUAUGUUAAGAUGUAAAGGUUCCCGAUUCUGUCGUAAAUGUAUUUUCUUUUUUAUUAUUUUUUUUUUUAAAUCAAAAAUGUUUUUUUAUAUGCAUUUGGAGUUUGGAAAAAUAGGGUUAAACAAAGGAUUCCAUAUAAAUCUAAUAACUAAAAACUGUACAUUAUCAAGAUUUGGCUUAAAAACUACUGUGCAUACUGCAUAUAAGUCUUUAAUUGUAACACACUAACUAACCCACAGUGAGUUCAAGAGGAUGUUCGUAUAGAGUUCAUUCUCAUUUUUGCUGUAGAGUGGGUUGUAAUUUCAUUCUGUGUGUUAAACCCAAAUUGUUGAGUCAAAUGUGUAAGUGAUGGCAGUAAAUUCUACCUCAUGUUCAUCACCAUCCUAUAAUUUUGUGUUCAUCUGUUAAUGAAAGUGUCAAAUCAUGAAAACAUUCAUCUCA